Mesitornis unicolor (brown roatelo) is the source of this 717-nucleotide messenger RNA. Its product is annotated as chymase-like. Gene Ontology annotation, biological process: proteolysis. Gene Ontology annotation, molecular function: serine-type endopeptidase activity. Lineage: Eukaryota; Metazoa; Chordata; Aves; Mesitornithiformes; Mesitornithidae. The transcript is spliced from 5 exons. The coding region runs from base 1 to 717 and encodes 238 amino acids. The record is from RefSeq and is a predicted model, not a curated record.
AUGAAGCCCCUGCAGAAGCUUCUGCUCUCCCUCCUGCUGGUGACGUGCCCCCCAGCCACAGCUGGUUAUUCCUGGAAUCGGAGGCAGGGAGGAGGUGCCACCAAGCCCCGCUCAUCCUACAUGGCCUAUCUGCAAGGAAAGAACAACCAAUUCUGUGGAGGCUUCCUGGUGGCCCCAAACUGGGUCAUGACAGCAGCUCAGUGCUUGAACCACAAACCUCUGACCGUCAUCCUUGGGGCCCAUGCAAUCCGGAGGAGAGAGGAAAGCUGGCAAACGUUUGAAGUCCAGGAGUAUCGCUCCUACCCAGGCUUCACAACUCCUGAAAAGGGAAAGGACAUUCUCUUGCUGAAGCUGGAAGGCAAUGCCACCACCAACAGCCACGUCAGUACCAUUCUCUUUGAAAAAUCAAAAGUCCCUAGUGGGGCAAAUUGCUGCGCAACUGGCUGGGGCUACAAAACACCUGACCGCACGUUACAUGAAGCCACUGUCACCAUCAUCAGACCAAGGGACUGCCUCACCCACUACCCUGGACUUGCUGACAACUUGAGUUGCGGCCAGUCUUCGUGGGUACCUGGAAAGGGUGACGCCGGGGAUCCACUCAUCUGCAACAACAAGGCCUACGGCAUCUUCUCCUACAGGGAUAACAACGGGCCUGGUUUCUACACACGCAUCGCUCCUUACCUUCCCUGGAUCAACACUGUCAUUAAGUCAGUGUGA